UGAGCUCAAGAAGUUGUUGACCAGUCGUUUCCAUUUCGGUAAAUGGCAGGUCGGUGAGGCCGAGUACGCAGGGAGAAGGAUCCGCCAGCAGUCAGAUGGGCGCAUUCUCGUCGACCAGGAAAAAAAUAUCCUGGAGCAGGUCCGUCCCAUGAGACUCGACAAGGAGCGUGUUAAAUGUCCCGAGGAAUUGCUAGAUGCAGGAGAGCUCCGAGACUAUCGCGGCCUGGUGGCGAAGAUUCUCUGGGCGGCCCGCCAGUCUCGUCCCGACGUGUCCGGAUCCGCCUCGAUGCUGAGCGCCGAAUGCCCACAGGUCAAGAUAGCCUCGGCUCUCAUGGCUAACAAGGUAGCUCGCCACCUCAGGUGCACGGCCAGCUCCUGUCUGACGAUUUGGCCCCUGGACCUGAGUGCCGUGACCAUGGUCACGUGCAGCGACGCUUCCGAGGGCGUCGCCGUAGUCGAUGCGAAGUCCCUCUUCGAUACGCUGUCCAAGAACUGCGGGGGUGCCAAGGCUGACCGCCGCAACGCCAUCGAGAUGGCGAUAGUCCGGGACUCGAUGACAGCCGAGGGGACAGUGGUGAGGUGGGUUCCACACUGCAAGAUGCCUGCUGACGCUCUGACCAAGGUCGACCCAGGACGAGGGAAUUUUGCUCUGACUGAUCUCAUGCACAAGGGGAUGCUGGCGCUAACGGACGAGUCUGGAUCGCUCGACGAGCGAUCUCUCAACCUGUCGCUGAAAUCCCGGACUCGGAAUGCAUCGCGACAGGACGCCGAGGAGGUCAUCCUCGCGUCCGCCGG
Messenger RNA from Prorocentrum cordatum, 795 nucleotides. Lineage: Eukaryota; Dinophyceae; Prorocentrales; Prorocentraceae. The record is from the annotation of a GenBank genome assembly.